GAAUACUAAUUCGUGAUUGCUAUCGCGAUCAUGAGUGAAACUGUUCACUAACAAAUCCACCAUAGAAAAUAAUUAUAACAUUAGUUGAAACAAGAAAAUUAGGUGUACAAACUAUUUCGUGUGAAUUUUACUGUCGGACUUUGAUUGGAGAAUUAAGUGUGUGAAUAGAAUCUUUCAUUCUCUGUAAAGUUCCCUGUUUGGGUGACAAAGUUUGCUUCUGUGAUAUUUUUUGAGUGCUGAUACGUCAUUAUCAAAUUAGCUCCCUCCCUUCACUAUUUUGCAACAUCUUUUACAAACGAGAGAAAAACAAUUUGCGAGCUAAUAGCUUCAAUUUCAAUGAAUUGAGUUCGAGUAAUAUAGUGCCUUUUUUAUAUUGUGUUAUCUUUUUUCUUCGUAUAUAAAUAAUUUUGUCAAAUUUGUGUUUACAAAGUCGGUCAUUGAUCCGAUCGAUUAGAAGUACGCAUACAAAUACGGCAAACAGUGUAACGAAUUGAAUGUUCUUUUUGAUUUGGUAUUUGCUUUUUGCUGUUUCGUUUCCAAGAGAAACUGCUGUCGAUGUUAAAACUUAUACGCACUGUAUUCAAAUCGCACUAAAUCGGGGUCGAUAGGUCACUAAGCAGCUUCGCGUAUAUUCGUUUAAUUAUUGUUGUUCUUUUUUCCAUUUUUUAUGGCAAACGACAAUAUCGCGCAGUUAUUAAGCCAUUGUUAAAUGAAGUGUGAAUGGUGAAUAAAGAAGUGCUUUGGCCACAAUUUUGAAGCAACACCAUAUUUGAAUAUAUUUUUCCGCGACAUCAUAGCAGUAAAUGAAUUUCAUUCGUAAGCACGUAUUUUGCAAGCAUUUUACGAAACAAGUCGUACUGAGUGGCAAUCAAACGAUGUCUACAGAUAACAAAGCAAUCUCAUUUGAUUCAAUCAACGAUAAAUCGUUAUUCCCCGAUUUGCCAAACGGGCCACUUGAUCGAUAUCGGAAAAAUGCAAAGUUCGAUUGGCGAAAGUUGGCCUUGACAUUGGACGACGAGAGAUGUCUUCGGUUUCGAAAUAAUGUGUGGAAAUAUCUGGAGGAUAAUCAUUUAUUUGCACGAAGCCAUGAAGAACAAACACUAGAUGAAUAUCGUGAAAUAACCGUCCGUCGAAUAAACCAAAUCGUUGAAAAAGAAUUUGUCUCUUUGGCCGAUUUUAUUCUUGAACCAGAAAUAACAUUCACUUUCGUCAGCUCAUUGAUUGCAUACGAUCCGAGUCCAACGAUAAAAGCUAGUUUAAGUUCCAAAAUGUUCCCGGGCGUCCUCAGGACAAUGGGCACGGAACGUCUUGUAAAAUAUGCCGAAGCCGCUGAAGAUGGCUUCAUUACCGGCUGCUUCGCUUUAACUGAGGUUUCACACGGAUCAAAUGCACUGGGAAUGCGAACAACAGCCACUUAUGACGUUAAAAAUCGACAGUUCAUCAUAAAUACUCCGGAUUUUGAGGCAGCAAAAUGUUGGAUUGGUAACUUAGGUAAAACUGCCACACAUGCAAUUGUUUAUGCUCAAUUGUAUACUCCGGAUGGUCAACACCAUGGUUUGAAUGGAUUUAUGGUGCCGAUUCGUGAUCCAAAGACAUUAGAACCAUUCGCAGGCAUCAUCGUUGGCGAUUUAGGAGAGAAAAUUGGUUUGAAUGGUGUCGAUAAUGGAUUUGUUUUGUUCAACAAUUACCGAAUUCCAAAGGAAUUUUUAUUGUCGCGCACGGGUGAUAUAUCGGACGAUGGCCAGUAUAUAUCACCGAUUAAAAAUAAUAAAAAGAGAAUCGGUGCGUCGUUCGGUGCAUUAAGCGGUGGACGUGUUAAUAUUUGUGGAAUUUCCAAUACAUAUUUGAUCAAAGCGAUUUCGAUCGCUGUGCGAUAUUCGGCCAGUCGAACACAAUUCAAAGAUGACGAUACAGAUGCCGAUGAAUUGCCAAUAUUAGAGUAUCAAAGCCAACAAUAUCGUUUAUUGCCGCAUCUCUCCACCGCAAUCGUACAAAAGGUGUUUACCAUGUGGUUUGCAUGUACGUUUAACGAAUUUUCGAAAAGUUUCUUUACGGGCGAAAUCGUACCAUAUGUGGGAAACGAAAUACAUGCAUUGUCCACAGCAAGUAAACCGGUUUGCACGUGGGCAGUACGCGAUGCAAUUCAAGAUUGUCGUGAAGCCACUGGUGGACAUGGUUACUUGAAAGUUGCCGGUUUGGGUGACUUGAGAAAUGAUAAUGAUCCAAACUGUACAUAUGAAGGUGAAAAUAAUGUAUUAUUACAACAAGCCAGCAAUUGGCUUUUAUCGUGUCGAAAACAAAAAAAUGGAUAUGCAUCCUUUGCUGAAACAUCGCCAUUGAAGUCGGCACAGUUUUUAAGUUCGUUUGAUAAGAUCAUCAAGCAAAAAUGCAACUGGACCACGUCACAAGCGGCUCUUAAUCCAGAAAACAUUUUGACUGCUUUGAACUGGCUGGUGGCAUGGCUUUUGGAAAAUACGUACCAAUACUCAUUGGAAUUACAGAAGAGUGGCUUGAGUACAUUUAAUGUACGAAAUAACAUCCAAGUAUUCAACGCACAAACACUUUCAAUUGUUUAUGGUCAGAGAGCAAUCCUCAGCGUAUUUUGGGAAUUUGUAUCGAAAUUGGACAAUAGCCCAGAGCGUGCCGUCCUUGAACGAAUUGCAUCAAUGUACGGUGCCAAUUUAUUAUUACGACACAUUGGACUCUUUUAUGAGGGUGGAUACAUAACAUCUUCGCACCCUGUUCAACUACUAAAAACCGGAGUGAUUGAGCUCUUGCCACAAUUAAAAGAUGAUGCGAUACCGUUAGUGGACGUGAUUGCACCGAAUGAUUUUAUAUUGAAUUCUCCAUUGGGCAUGAGUGAUGGUGAAGUGUACAAGCAUUUACAAUCAAUUUUAUGGCAAACUUCAUCGACAUUCGAGCGUCCAAAAUGGUGGAAGUUAGUUACGCACUGGAAAAAUACCGAAAAUAGAUCCAAAUUAUAGACAAACAAAUAAGAAAAGCAAUUUCAUUGGUUGCAUUGGUGUUUAGAUAAAUGUAAUAUUAAUAUCUGGUGAUUUAGUACAUAAAAAGCUUGAAUUUUUAUUCUUAAUUAUAAAUUUUUAUUAUUUGGGUAAAUUGGUACAAAAAAUAAAGACAUUUUUUUAUUAUUCUUAAAAUUCCAAAAUUUAUGAUACCUUCAAUUAUAUUAUCACGUUGAAUUUCGGUUCUAAAUUGGAGAAGCUUCGACAUUACGGUCUUUCUUAUGUAUUAUAAAAUAUAUUCUUCAUGGAAACAUGCACAUCGAUUUCAUGAAGUUACUUUGGAAUGUGUUGGAAGUGUGUGGGAUUGGAAAUGUACAAAAAUCGGCGCAAAUAUAUUGAUGAAUUUGGAAAAUAGUCAA
Molecule: messenger RNA, 3382 nt
Organism: Contarinia nasturtii (swede midge)
Lineage: Eukaryota; Metazoa; Arthropoda; Insecta; Diptera; Cecidomyiidae
Gene: Acox3
Product: peroxisomal acyl-coenzyme A oxidase 3
Exons: 9
Coding region: 804-2984 (726 amino acids)
Biological process (GO): lipid homeostasis; fatty acid beta-oxidation using acyl-CoA oxidase
Cellular component (GO): peroxisome
Molecular function (GO): FAD binding; fatty acid binding; pristanoyl-CoA oxidase activity
Source: RefSeq, a predicted model, not a curated record